Pogoniulus pusillus (Red-fronted tinkerbird) is the source of this 2243-nucleotide messenger RNA. RefSeq names its product homeobox A1 (gene HOXA1). Lineage: Eukaryota; Metazoa; Chordata; Aves; Piciformes; Lybiidae. The transcript is spliced from 2 exons. The record is from RefSeq and is a predicted model, not a curated record. Gene Ontology annotation, cellular component: nucleus. Bases 168 to 1133 code for a protein of 321 amino acids. Gene Ontology annotation, molecular function: RNA polymerase II cis-regulatory region sequence-specific DNA binding; DNA-binding transcription factor activity, RNA polymerase II-specific. Gene Ontology annotation, biological process: regulation of transcription by RNA polymerase II.
AGUCCCGCAGGCGCCGCAGCCAUUGGCUGCCGCCUCCCACGUGCCUGCCCGCUGCCUGCACCUUCGUGUCAUUUUCCUGCCGGCCCCAUGGAGGAAGUGGAAAAGUUGGCGCGGCCCCGCCGGACGCUGAAGACCCGGUGGCGGCGUGACAGAGGGAAACGGCGAGGAUGAGCUCCUUCCUCGAGUACCCCGUUCUCGGCGGCGAGGCGGGGGGAUGCGCCGCCCGCGCCUAUCAUCCAGACCACGGGAUUACAACUUUCCAGCCCUGCGCGGUCAGCGCCGGCAGCUGCAGCGGAGAGGACCGCUUCCUUGGGGGUCGCGGGGUGCCUAUUAGCCCCCACCGCCACCAUCAUCCCCCGGCCCAGCCCACCGCCUACCAGCACCACGGCGGCCUGGGGGUGUCCUACGCGCACCCGGGCUGUGGCCCGACCUACGGUGCGCAGGGCUUCGGACCGGCGUACAGCCCCUACCCACUCGGGCAGGACGCGGAGCUGGGUGGGGGCUUCCCCCCCUGUGCCCCCGCCGUGUACUCCGGAAGCAUCUCUUCCUCUGCCGCUGCUCAGCACCCGCACCAGAGCUACGCGGGGAGUCCUGCUCAGUACGUGCCUCCCCACUACGGGCAGGAGCAGCAGAGCCUGCCCCUGAGCACCUACAAUCAUACCCUGUCUCCCCUCCAUGCCAGCCACCGGGAAAACGCCCGCUCUCCCUCCGCCGAGACCUCGCCGGCAGCGCAAACCUUUGACUGGAUGAAAGUGAAAAGAAACCCACCCAAAACAGGCAAGGCUGGUGAGUACGGCUUCGUGGGACAGCCCAACACUGUCAGAACUAACUUCACCACCAAACAGCUCACCGAACUAGAGAAGGAAUUUCAUUUCAACAAGUACCUGACCAGAGCCAGGCGGGUGGAAAUCGCCGCCUCCCUCCAGCUCAACGAGACGCAGGUGAAGAUCUGGUUCCAGAACCGGCGGAUGAAGCAAAAGAAACGCGAGAAAGAGGGGCUGCUGCCCAUCUCCCCCUCCACCCCUACGAGCUGCGAGGAGAAGGCGGAGGACUCCUCGGAGAAGUCCUGCUCGUCGCCUUGCAGCGCCUCGCCCGCAUCCUCCGCCUCGGACACCCUCGCUGCUCCCAACUGAGCUCGGGCACCCCCUACGGCCCCCCAUCGCGAUGCUCCGGACAGUACAGCUCGCGUUCGUUCUCCGCGGUUAUGUUGGUCCGUGGGUCGGUUCCUCGGUUGGUCGGUCUCCCCGAGAGGUCCCAGCAGUCCGGCGUCCGGUCUCCCCCUUCCUCGGGGAUUCCGGCUCUGCGCCCGCUCGCCUCUCAACCGUCGUGUCCCGGCACCUUGGUGCCAGGGGAUUCUCUUUUGCGUCACCACCCCCCACGCGCCCAAAACUUUCGCUGGAGCAUCUGUGUUGGCACAAGCGUAAGGGCCUUCCUCCUCUGCUACAAGGACGCUCCUCUGAGUAUCCCUGAGUGAAAGACGAGUUGUCUAGGGUACAUAACCUCACGAAGAGAUGCACUAUUGCCAGUGUUUACACGACCUAUAGGACUUUCACCCCCUUAAUUUAAUGUAUUAUUUGUUCGUGUCUAUGAAUUUGUUGCUUGUAAAUACUUUGUCCGAGAGAUUUAUCUUUUUACAGAAUUUUCUAGAAAUGACGUUUCAAUUAUCUGGUUAAGCAGGGUGAGCACAUUUGCCAAACUGGAUCCAGUUUUAUAUUGGUAAAGCCGAUGACAGUACCAAGUGAACGUCUUAAGAUCAAGCAGAUACCUCAAAGAAAAAGAAAAAAAAAGUAGCGCUAUAUCUUUAAAUGUGACAAACAAGGCUUCAAUUGCACUAGGUUUUGUAGACCUUACCCUGUGUGCUUUACUCCCCCUUCCCCUCCCCCUCCCGAAAGCUGUGCUGGAUUAUACUCAGCAGAAGGGUAUAACCAUCAAAAGACCUCUUCCUAUUUUCAUGUUAUUAAACUUCCUUUAGACUCGAUGUCUUUUCAGCCUACUCGCGAAUGUGACAAAUGGCCAAAUGAAUGUAUAAUUUCUGUGGUUGGUGUCCGGACCAUUGCAUGAUGCACCGUGCUGUCUGUACUGCAGGUACACUGAGUUCUAUCAGUUGUCGUGUGUGAACGAAAUGUCCUCCUGAUUUUCUGUACAAUCAUGAAAGGCUCUGGGAUUCCGCUGGUGAUGGAAGCCAGGGCAGGAUUUACGGGUCCUUAUAAUAUCUGUAAUAAAUAUAUCCCACAUUCAGGUAG